Messenger RNA from Brettanomyces bruxellensis, 225 nucleotides. RefSeq lists its product as uncharacterized. The transcript has 2 exons. NCBI's taxonomy places the organism in Eukaryota, Fungi, Ascomycota, Pichiomycetes, Pichiales, Pichiaceae. Gene Ontology annotation, biological process: proton motive force-driven ATP synthesis. Bases 1 to 225 code for a protein of 74 amino acids. The record is from RefSeq and is a predicted model, not a curated record.
AUGACUGCAUCAUACCUUAUUGCGGGAAGAAGGAUUCCCUCUCAUUACUUAGCCAUGGCAACUUUAGCCACAACUUUUGGAGGUAUAUAUCUAUACACACAUUUGUCAAAGAGCAAGAAGACUGAGAAGAAGGCACCAGUGAAAGUUGAGGCAGGAAAAGAUGAUGAUAUCAUGAAAAAUAUUGAUGAUUUCUUGAAGUCCGCCGAGCAGGAGCAGAAAGACUAA